CUUAAACAAACUAUACACCAUAUUUUACACUUGGAAAAAGUUACCACCUGUGGAAAUCAAGAUUGAUACAAUGUUAUGAAACAAAUCUUAAUUACGGUAAGUGUGUUAACAAACAGGCCACCGACAUUCGACAGUUGCGACCAAACCCAGUUUACUAAAAUGCGCAUCACCAAUCUCUACUAUACCAGCUAACUUCAUUCCUUUUCUUCUUCACAUUCCCAAUUUCUUCACUCUACAAACCCAAAUCCUCUUUCAAUUUCUAGGGUUUUCUCACGGUGGUUCAAUUCAAUUCAAUCUAAUCCACCGCCGACUGUAAUGUAAUGAGGCGGCGCCCUGUGGCGGGCAUCCUCCCAGAUCAAAUGGAGAAAUCAACAACCAAAACCCAAACCUCCCGAAUCUGCUUCCUCGCUGUACUCACCGCUUUCUUCUGGCUCUUACUCCUUUACUUCCAUUUCAUCAUCCUCCCCCAACAAGAUCAACACCAAUCCACCUUAACCACCACCGUAAACCACCAAGUAAUCCCCCUCAACCUCCAACCACCACCAUAUUCACCACCACCAUAUUCACCACCACCGCCACCGCCACCAUCAUUACCCCAAUUCAAGACUCCUCCAAGAAAGAAAUUUGGCUUUCCUAAUGAGUCAACACUACAAACCCCUCCCAAAAGUAAAUUCCCCUUUACAAAAGCACUUGCAACUUCCAACAACAAAACCGAUCCAUGUGGAGGUAGAUACAUCUACGUCCAUGAUCUUCCCUCCAGGUUCAACCAAGACAUGUUACGAGACUGCAAAACACUGUCUCUCUGGACCAACAUGUGCAAGUUCACUACCAAUGCAGGUCUUGGUCCGCCUCUCGAAAACAUCGACGGAGUCUUCUCAGAUAAAGGAUGGUACGCCACUAACCAAUUCGCUGUUGAUGUCAUUUUUGCAAACAGAAUGAAACAGUAUGAAUGCUUGACUAAAGACUCUUCCAUUGCUGCUGCUGUGUUUGUGCCGUUUUAUGCUGGCUUUGACAUUGCGCGGUAUCUUUGGGGUUAUAAUAUUUCUAUGAGAGACGCUGCUUCGCUUGAUCUCGUUGAUUGGUUGACGAAGCGGCCGGAGUGGGGAAUCAUGAAUGGGAGAGAUCAUUUUCUUGUUGCGGGGAGGAUAACUUGGGAUUUUCGGAGAUUGUCUGAGGAGGAAACGGAUUGGGGGAACAAGCUUUUGUUUUUACCUGCUGCUAAGAAUAUGUCUAUGCUUGUUGUUGAAUCUAGUCCUUGGAAUGCCAAUGAUUUUGGGAUUCCUUAUCCUACUUAUUUCCAUCCUGCAAAAGAUGAGGAUGUGUUUCUUUGGCAGGAGAGGAUGAGGAAGUUGGAGAGGAAAUGGCUUUUUUCUUUUGCGGGUGCGCCGCGUCCGGGUAACGCGAAGUCGAUUAGGGGUCAGAUAAUUGAGCAAUGUAGGAGUUCUAAAGUUGGGAAGCUUUUGGAGUGUGAUUUUGGGGAAAGUAAAUGUCAUUCUCCUAGCUCCAUAAUGCAGAUGUUUCAGGGAUCACUUUUUUGUCUUCAACCUCAAGGUGAUUCCUAUACAAGAAGAUCUGCUUUUGAUUCAAUGCUUGCUGGUUGUAUACCUGUGUUUUUCCAUCCGGGUUCAGCGUAUACGCAAUAUACCUGGCAUCUACCUAAGGAUUAUACUAAGUAUUCUGUAUUUAUUCCUGAGGAUGAUAUUCGAAAGAGGAAGAUUACUAUAGAGCAGAGGCUUAGUCAGAUACCGGUGGAGCAAGUGAGGAUAAUGAGAGAGGAGGUGAUUAGUUUGAUUCCUAGAUUAGUGUAUGCUGAUCCUCGAUCUAAGUUAGAGACUUUAAAAGAUGCUUUUGAUGUUUCUGUGCAAGCCAUGAUUGAUAAGGUUACCAAUUUGAGGAAGGAUAUUAUUGAAGGUCGCACCGACGAAAACUUCAUUGAGGAGAAUAGUUGGAAAUAUGCACUGUUGGAUGAGGGACAGCGUGAAGUAGGCCCUCAUGAAUGGGAUCCUUUCUUCUCUAAACCUAAGGGUGGAAAUGGAGAAUCCACUGAUUCCUCUGCUGAAGCUGCGAAAAAUUCUUGGAAAAAUGAGCAAAGAACUCAAUAAUGAUUUGUCACGGUGAGGUAAAAUUUGAAUCUUCUGGCUGCUGGUUUCUAAAAAGUUGUCUAGAGCAAGAUUCUAAUGAUUUCCCUGAAUUAGGGAGAACAAGAAUUGCAGCUACAAAAUAGUUAGUGAGAUCUUGCUAUCAAUUUAUUGCAGAACUUGUACUAUCUGAGUAGGCUUCCUCAUUGAAACCCCCCUCUUUGCUACAGUUUUGUUAUAUACAUUCUUUCUAGUUUCUGCUUUUUGUAUUAUUUGCCAUAGUGGUUUCUAGGUGUAUUUUUAAGGUCUAAUAAUUUCCCUUGAUACCGACAUUUUUGUUCAAUUGAUUCAUAUACGAAAUAUCAACAAAUUUAUAGUUAAAUUGUCUGUUGAAUUCUAUACUCGAUAAUAUGGCAGCUGCAUCAAUCAGACUGCUUAGGUAUGUAUAGAUAAUGCUAGGAGUUUCUUUGCAAAAUUUUCUUUUGACGUGCUCUGAAAUAGUUGGAUAUCGAUUCGAUAGUAUUUACUGACAUACGUUUGGAUCUGUGGUGUAUUUUUAUAAAAUUGCGUUGAAAUAGCACUUUCACGCAUAAGCUCCAUUAUAUAGUUUCAGGGAAUUCACAUUUGUUGUGCAUUGGGAUAAUUUGUAUGCAACCACUAAUCCAAAUAUACUAUUAGUAUGUAUUUGGAAUCAUGGCCAAAGAGCUUCGGACUCGCGUCCAAGUACAAGCUACUGUUUGCUGCUUCUUCGUUAUCAAGUCAAAUGAAGCUUUGGGAUGUGACAAAGGGCAUACAAACAAAGCCAAACAAGCACUUAGUGAUGUAUAGCUAUGCUGAAUAUUUGCCAGGUUACUAUUUUGUUCUGUCUAGUUGAUUUUAUAAAACAUUUCCUGUCUGCCGGUAAUCUUUCUUCUUUUUUGCUGUUGUCUUUCUGUCUUGUAAAAUGUUUUCUUCUAGGUAAGAAAACUUAUAAAAUUUCAUUAA
Messenger RNA from Vicia villosa (hairy vetch), 3062 nucleotides. RefSeq names its product xyloglucan galactosyltransferase MUR3-like. The record is from RefSeq and is a predicted model, not a curated record. The transcript has a single exon. Gene Ontology annotation, molecular function: glycosyltransferase activity. NCBI's taxonomy places the organism in Eukaryota, Viridiplantae, Streptophyta, Magnoliopsida, Fabales, Fabaceae. Bases 321 to 2102 code for a protein of 593 amino acids.